Scleropages formosus (Asian bonytongue) is the source of this 7103-nucleotide messenger RNA. Its product is annotated as activated CDC42 kinase 1-like. Gene Ontology annotation, molecular function: protein serine/threonine/tyrosine kinase activity; protein tyrosine kinase activity; protein binding. NCBI's taxonomy places the organism in Eukaryota, Metazoa, Chordata, Actinopteri, Osteoglossiformes, Osteoglossidae. The record is from RefSeq and is a predicted model, not a curated record. The transcript has 18 exons. Gene Ontology annotation, biological process: protein phosphorylation; negative regulation of epidermal growth factor receptor signaling pathway; regulation of keratinocyte differentiation. Bases 1202 to 4606 code for a protein of 1134 amino acids.
UCCGCGACAACGUCUGUCCCAGAGAUCUUGGGGAGAGCGAAUAAGAAGUACUCGAUUGUCGACUCUUCUCUCUUCUUUGUAAGUCCGGUGAAGGGGCGCUUAUUGGUACUAGAUCUACGUGACUUUAGUACACCUCUGCUAGCUGCACAAAAGUAUAAUUAAAACAGGUAAGCUGUAUAUGGAAUGAUGCCUUUUUGCCACAAGCAGAAGGUUGCCUUUGUCAAGUGGUUUAGUCUCUGAAGAGCAUUGGUUUCCCCCCCAAGUUAAAUUUACAUGGUCUGUUCUGCGUUCACUACAUGGGAUGUCCAUGCAUAUUCAUCUUCCACAUUAACUAUAUAAGAGAGGCUUGAAUGUAAGUUACAGGAUGUUGUCAUAAUGAGCAGAUGUGUUUGUGUCGUUAGUGAGAAUACACCAUUUUCUGAAAAAGAUGGAGAAGGGGACACUGCAUUGCCGUUUCUCUCUUUGUCAUCUUGUCACUGUUUGAUUCACCGACUGCGACCUGGUGGUCCCAGGUUCUGAUAGUCUUGACCAGUUAGCGAACAUUUGCUAACCAUAACAGCUUCAAGAUUUGUGACUUCCAUUGUCAUGUUACGUUUGGCUGAUCGCGCUUCUAUCCUGUAUGGGGGAGGUGAAAGGUCAAAGGCCUUAAGUCUGGCUCUCGUACAAAGAUAGAGAUUCUUUAAUUGCUGUGGAAGCCUUUUCUGAAAUGAAAGCAGUUUUCAUGCUAUUCUUUGACCCCUUACUACUCUCAGCUGGUGAAUGAUGAUCGCAACUUCUGGAUGGUAUGUCGAAGCCUCUGAGUGCUGAAUCAUUUAUUUGAACAGUAGAGGGCACUGCUGUGCUGGGAAAUGUGAUCCAGAGGGAUGGUAAGAAUGAGAUGAAGGCAGGAAAAGCAGCACAUAUACUGGAACCGGGGGAGAAGGAUGCACUUCAGAUGGGGAGCUGUGACUCAGCGAUUCUACACAGCGUGUUUUUGUGAUUCAGCUCUCUGUUAACGGAUGAUGCAUGGACUGAACCAAUCAGGCACAGCGAGAGAGAAAGGGAGCGAGAGAGAGGAAAGAGCAUCCUUGGUGUGGUUAAGGGAUCACAGCCAACGGAUGGUGACGAGAUGAGAUUUCUUGCAGUUCUGAUCCUGGGAAGGGGUCCUGAAGGAAGUUACUGAGAGCAGUUAUGAUCUGCGGGAGGGGAGGCUGGUUGUUACAUGUUUGCCGUAGCUUUGACACCAGGAUGGUACAGUUUGUGUGGCCCGGUGAAAGCAACUUUCACAGUCACUCUAGAUGACUGCUCAGAGUACCAGCAACUUCCAGAUGACGAGGGAGGCGAUACUCCUGGAGCGAGGGCGUUUGUCGCAGACAACUCCUUGAAUAACCAGCACUUACCAGCCAGCACCAGUGAGAACACAGGAGCGCUGUUGCCAGGGACGACAGCAAGUAACCAGAAGAGACUUGGCGUCACCAUGGAAAUGGAGGAGGGCACAGAAUGGCUCCUGGAGCUGCUGACCGAGGUGCAGCUGCAGCAGUACCUUGUGCGUAUCCGCGAUGACCUCAACGUCACCCGCCUUUCGCACUUUGACUAUGUCAAGGGCGAAGACCUUGAGAAGAUUGGCAUGGGCCGACCAGGGCAGAGGCGGCUGUGGGAGGCGGUCAAAAGGAGAAAGGCCAUGAACAAGCGCAAGUCCUGGAUGGGCAAGGUCUUCAGUGGAAAAAGAUCUGAUGGCGAGCUCCAGCCACCAUCUUCUGGCAGCCUAUUCCGGCGCUCACCCAUCCCCAGCCCCUCAGUCUCCCCAUUGCCCACAGAAGCUCAGCCUCUGGCCCUUACCUGCCUUAUAAGUGAUCGGGACCUACAGCUCUAUGAAAAGCUAGGCGAUGGCUCCUUUGGUGUGGUUAAACGUGGCGAAUGGACCACACCUACAGGCAGCCUGGUCAACGUGGCUGUGAAGUGCCUGAAAACAGACCUGCGAGACCAACCAGAUGCCCUGGAUGACUUCAUCCGUGAGGUCAAUGCCAUGCACUCACUGGAUCACCAGAACCUAAUCCGGCUCUAUGGCGUUGUCCUCACACACCCCAUGAAAAUGGUGACGGAGUUGGCGCCUCGGGGUUCCCUAUUGGACCGCCUGAGGAAGACUCAGGGCCACCUCUUGAUCUCAACACUGUGCCAGUACGCUAUCCAGAUUGCCAGUGGCAUGGCCUAUCUGGAGUCCCGCCGCUUCAUCCACCGCGACCUUGCUGCCCGCAACAUCCUGCUGGCCUCUAAUGAUCAUGUCAAGAUCGGAGACUUUGGCCUCAUGAGAGCACUGCCCAACAAUGACGACCACUAUGUCAUGCAGGAGCAGCGCAAGGUCCCGUUUGCCUGGUGUGCUCCAGAGAGUCUGAAGACACGUACUUUCUCCCAUGCCAGCGACACCUGGAUGUUUGGUGUAACUUUGUGGGAAAUGUUCUCCCAUGGCCAGGAACCUUGGCUAGGCCUCAGUGGCAGCCAGAUCCUCCAUAAGCUGGACAAGGAGGGUGAGCGGCUGUGCAAACCAGAGGACUGUCCUCAGGACAUCUAUAAUGUCAUGCUGCAAUGCUGGGCCCAAAAACCAACUGAUCGACCCACUUUCAUGGCACUCCGGGAGUUUCUGGUGGAGACAAUGCCCACUGACAUGAGGGCCCUGCAGGACUUUGAGGAACCAGACAAGCUGCUUAUUCAGGCCAAUGACGUCAUCACCAUCAUCGAGGGCAGGGCAGAAAAUUAUUGGUGGCGUGGCCAGAACAAGCGUACCCUGAAGGUGGGCCAGUUCCCCAGGAACGCUGUGACCUCAGUGGCUGGACUGUCAGCCCACGACAUCAGUCGUCCACUCAAAAAUAGCUUCAUCCACACAGGUCACGGGGAUACAAACCCCCACCGCUGCUGGGGCUUCCCAGAUAAAAUUGACAGCUUGUACCUUGGAAACCCCAUGGACCCUCCAGAUGUUCUGGGUAUGGAUCUGAGCAGCGCCCAGCCCACCCAACUCCCAGGCCGAAAGGAGCGCCCCCCACGGCCCCCGCAGCCGGCCAUUCUCGUUCAGAAGCCCGUUUACGACCGAGUGAAUGAAGAUGGCUUGUUGAGCUCAGGACUGAAGAAGCUCUCGCUGGCGAAACCAGGAGAGUUGAAAAGUCAAGGUCUUAGACCGGCUGCCUGGGUUACCGGCAUCGCAGGGGCUGCAAGCCACCGUGGUGAAGUGUCCUUGAUUGACUUUGGGGAGGAGGUGACCACCUCCUCCACGCCCUCCCCCGUCGCAGAGGUGCAGCCCCCAACUUCUGCCGAACUCAUCCUGGAUGCCACACCUCCCGAGAGCCCAGGUUGUGCCCUGCCUCGCCCACUUCACCCCUCACCCGCAGUUGAUUGGGACAGCCGUCCCCUGCCCGCGCCCCCAGCCUACGAUGAGGUGGCGCUGGACGACGACGAUGUCGAGGUGAGCUGCAUUACUAGCGAAGGGCAACAGAGUGACGAUGUAAAUGGCCCAGUAGGCCAGCACCCACUAGAGGACAACCUGUUCCUCCCCUGUGGGGUCCAGGCAGCCUGCAGCUUCUCGCAGUCGGCUGAAAUCUUCCGCGAGCUGCAACAGGAGUGUAUGAAGAAGCUGCGGGUCCAGGGGGGUUCAUCCCUGUCGCAGCCCCCAUCUCCUGGACCGGUGGAUGCACAUCGCAAGAUAAUCCUUGCUCCGCCCCGCAGGGACAAGCCCCAGGUCCCACCCCGCGUCCCUGUUCCACCCCGUCCCUCUAAAUACAGCCUGGCUCCUGGAGCUGUGGAGGAGGACAAGGGGAGGCCCCCUCUGCUCCCUCCUCGCGACACUGUUUCCCAGCCCAGCUCCCGUAGCCCCAGUCCCAUGACUUUCCCCUGCGGACCCUCACAGACGAGAACUAGCCUCUGCUCAUCUGCCCCGCCAAUGUCUCACUUGUCCACCUCCCCUGCCAGGCUCAUGCCUACCACCCAGAGCUUUGCCUCUGACCCCAAGUAUGCCUCGCCAAAGGUGAUCCAGGCACAAGGCCACGAUGCCGCGUGGGCACCCUGCAUUCUGCCCAUAGUGCGUGAUGGCAAGAAGGCAAGCAGCACACACUACUACCUUCUGCCUGAGCGGCCUGCCUACUUGGACAAGUAUGACAAAUGCUUUGGGGAGCCAGAGAACCUGGCAGCAGAGAGGAGGGCGGCCAACACUGCCACCGUUCGACCGAUGAUGCAUCAGCACCUGGAGGAACAAGGGAACAUCAAAGGCAACUUCUCUAACAACAACAGCAGCCUUGCUUCUCGGGCGUGCAAUGUGUCCAUGAAGGAAUCCCACAACCUACCCAGAAGCGGAGCUGAUGAGCAACCAGGACCUAGUACCGCUGACAGAGUUAAGCUGCUUUGUGAUGAGCAGGUUCAGGAGGCAGUCCAUGGAGUGACAACAGAGGAGUGCCAUGCUGCCCUGCAGAAGUAUAGCUGGAACGUGCAGAAGGCAGUGCAGUUUCUGAAGGUGGAGCAGUUGUUCGGUCUGGGCCGUAGAACCCGAGUAGAGUGCCUCCGGCUUCUGGAAAAACAUAACUGGAACCUGGAGCUGGCCAGCACCCAGCUGCUAAGUUCCUAUAGCCCCUUGCGGAGGCGAUGACCACGACCAAAAGCGCCACUGUUCGGGAACCGUGUCCUCGGUCCCGACCCGCCGGCGUACGGAUUGGCCCUGACUGCUGCUCAUGCUGCUCUUGGAUAUGGCACUGCCUACAGCUGUACUGGGAUCACGUCAUCUGCUGACUGCCACCCCGCAAAGGGUCAAAGUUCACCUUACUGUGUAUGACUUGUGGCUCGAGCAUGUGCCACAGUAGCUGAACCGGGAUCUGAUUUGUCCACAAUGUUCAGUUGCUUGCAGUGUAAUAUGUAAAAUGAAGCUAUUUUAAGUCCAUUUCUGUUAGCGCCUGCAGGAGCAGGGUGGGGUGUCGCAGGCUUCUGGAGAAGUAGAAGUCGAACAGCUUUUUUUUGGUUUUUAAAUGCAUUUCCAUUGAGUGUUGGACAUUUUGCACUUUAUUCUACUUUUAUUUAAUAGUUCUUGUCGGGAUUUCACAGACAUGUUUAACAAAGGCGAUACAGAUUUGCAUAUUUUUCAAAGUAUAAGUGAGUAUAAUUUUUUUUCUCACCCUUCCCUCUCCUGCGUUUUCACCUCCUGCAGCAAAUGGUAUUGAAUGAAACAGUUUUAAGGGAGAUGCAAAAGCAAGUAAAGUAUUGUUAAGGAACAAAUCCUAAGAGAUGAAAAUAAACACCUGAAUUGUAAGUAUUUGCAGAUAAAGUUCACAUACAUGUGGUUGUAAGUGAAGUGAAGGCUUAUAGCGUUCACUAACGCCCUAGUCCUGUUUAUUGUAGUGUUGAUAUUUAUCAUCGUGGGUUUAUUAGCUGAUAUGAUACAGCUUUUAAAUGCAGACCUCGUUCAGAAUGGUAGGAAAUGACAUGUUCAUGAGAACAAUUCCUCGGUCGCGUGUUUGUAGACGUAGAACCUAGAGAAGGAACACGGUUUGUUACUCUGCCUGCCUCCCGCCAACCCUGCCGUGGGCACUUUACUGAAGCACUGCAUUGUCCCGCUUCUGCAGUCAUCCUUGGUUUUCCCCGUUUUUGUGGAACAGCUCAGGUGGGUUUUUUCAAUUGUAGUGUUUGAGAAGCGCUCUGGGCUGAAUGUUACCAUUGCUUUGGUGGUCACUGAAGUGUUUUUCAUUUUUUUUUUUUUUUUUAUUUUUAAAGUCCUGCAUAAAUCAAAAUCUGAAUAAAUAUAUGCUUGUGUGAAUUUGUUUCACAUAUAUUGCAAGAUGUGUAUAGAGUGAUGGAAUGACAGCAAACACUUUGUGCAAUUUCAGUAACAUUGAAUUCACAUUAAAGUGAUUGAAUUGACAGGAAUAUGUCAAUUGACUGGAAUUUUACCGGGGUGCAAUAGUACGGCUAACAGGAGCAUCAGUGAUAUUACAGCUUUGUUUGCCUUCAAAAGUUUGGCAGGGGUUCCAAGGACUGCUGGAUGGCAUUUUAAACCUUAUUUUACCCAUAGUCCCAUGAUUAGAUUGUGAUUGUAAUGUGUCAGAAUGGUACCUAAUGUAACGGCUUCAUCUCUGAGGCAACGGGUACUAAUGGUGUGAGGAAGAAAGAUGAAGAGGAAUUAUAGCAAUAAUCAAUAAGUGGAAUGAAGGGGCAAACGAGAGCCGUAUUUGUUUGUCACACAUGUUACGAGGCACCUUGACACAUCAUCAGUGAUGCAACUUGGGCUCACGGGCUGUUUCAGGUCUCUUAACAUUAGGACCCCCCCAGGGCUGAUGAACCCCUGACCUGCGUCAAUCCCACGACUCGCCUCUCCUGAUCCACGGCCAUGCAGACAUUCUCUCCACAGCCUCAGUAAUGACCCUCCUGAGCUUCCUGCUGCUGUGACAGUGGAGGAAGAGCUCCCUGCAAAGCCCUGCAGCCUCCUUCAUUGGACUCGGGCCUCUUGGGGGCGCACUGCUCCGCCGCUUCCUCAUACCGUGACGAUGUCUUUCUUUUGUCGGCCUCUUCCAUCCGUUCCUCCUGAUGAACUGUGAGCCCCGGCACGAUGACCUGACCAGAUGCGUCAGAGAGCAACACGGAAUCUGUGUCAAAGAGUCCACAAUCGGGGCUGCAAACUUAAUCUGCCGACUGAGUCUGUGCACCUGAGCGAACAAGAAUGGCGCUCGUCACGUGGAGCAUCUUCUCAACAUGGUACCUUGAGGCCACCCACUUUACUCUGUAUGGCACUCGGACACUCUGGAUGCUCUGUGUUGCCUCCUGUCCUGCUCCUCCCGCGUCACAUGCUCUACCUGCAAGCAUUUCGUUUUAUCCUGAUGGACAUUCUGUCCAGCAGCUUCUUAGACACCCUGUUCAUACAUUCUGCUCUCUCUUCAGUGCGUGUACAAAAGCACAUUCUGAAAACCUUCGGUCCAGUCCUGUGUGGAAAUUAAAGGAGGUUUUUUUUUUCUUUUUUUGUGGUUCCUUCAUGAAGGAAGGGUAGGUCAAACACGCACGCGAAUUGAUCAGAACACGACUCGCUGAUCGGAAUACCUGACUCCAGUUACCGUCCUUUUGGUAUUUCGUUAUCCUACAGGUUCACGUACCUGCUACAUGAA